Messenger RNA from Spodoptera littoralis (African cotton leafworm), 888 nucleotides. NCBI's taxonomy places the organism in Eukaryota, Metazoa, Arthropoda, Insecta, Lepidoptera, Noctuidae. The record is from the annotation of a GenBank genome assembly.
CAGCCAGGAUACAUUAUCUACUGACUCCGGGAUACAGAUGGUAAUGAGAGUUACAAUAUAAUGUCCCGUGUUAACAUAACGGAUGAUACCUGUAUUUAUUACACAAUUCUGUUGUGUUAAUACCAGUUUAACUACGACGGGUCGCGCGGUUAGUCGAAGCCGCGUCUGGCUGUACCGCUAUCUGGGCAAAUAAAUAAAAGAUGCAGCGGAGAAUGGAUACAUAGCGGGUCCCACAGCCGCAACCGAAGUUCAGUGCGCCCACAGACACCUUCCGCGAUGGUCAACUACAGACGAGUGGUGUGCGAGGUGGCGUUGGUGGCUGUGCUGGUGGCCGUGGUGCGCGCUGCACCUGCGCCCGACUGCGCCACCAAGCACUAUGACCAGCGACAGAAUGGCACAGAGAACUACCGGCUGAACAUCGAUGGCGUGGUGAUUGCAGUGGCUCCGGCCGAGUCCUUGCUAUCCGCUCUCGGGGACAUGGACGACCUCUUAGACUUGGCUAUGGACGAAUACCACAAUGAGUAUAAACCUAAGCCUCCACAGAGCUCGUCAUCAUCGGAGCCUGCCAUCCAAGUGGUGUCCCUACCAGUACCAGAGGAGAAACCUCAGAAAAUUAAGCCUCAGGAGGAAGAAAAGCCCUCAGAAGCUGACAAGCCUCAAGAGGUAAAGCCGGAGGAACCAGUGAAGCCCGCCGAGCCUGUAUCUUCCUUGAGUGAUGUUAGUUUGGACAGCGACUUAAAAAUCCAGAAGAAGGAUGUGUCGCUGAGGAAACAGGAGAAAGCACAAAGACUGAAACAUCGCCUGGCGAGCUUCCUGAUGCCACUUCUCAGAAAAACCCGCCCGCAUUAACUAAAAAUUGUGAUCAAUUAACACGUAAUCAAUAGGUUU